AUGGCCGGCCUGGGGCGGCCAGGCCCGGGGCCCCGCGCCGCGCUGCCCGCCUGGAAACGGGAGAUCUUGGAGCGGAAGCGGGCCAAGCUGGCCGCCUUGGGCGCGGGCGCGGCACCCGAGACUGGGGCCGAGGCGGGCGCGGCGGAGACCUCGGAGCCGGCGGCCGAGCGGCUCGUGCUGGCCGAGAGCCUGGGCCCGCUGCGCGAGAACCCGUUCAUGCGGCUCGAAUCGGAGCGGCGGCGCGGGACGCGGCGCGGAGGGGGCGAGGGGCCGGCGGGGGCGCGGCCGGUGCAGCAGUUGCUGGAGCUGUACCGCCGCGUGCCGGGUGUGCGCACCAUCCACGCCGACAACAUCCUCAUCAUCGAGUCGGCACCGGGCUUUCCGCCCGCUGGCCCCGGCCCGGGCCCUGGCCCGGCCGCCCGCAUCCGCGCCGCUGAGGUGCUCGUGUACGAGGCGCCGCCGCCGCCGCCGCCGCCGCCCGGGCGCGUCAGCCGCCUGCUCCAGAAAUUCGACGUUCUGGCCGCGCCGGUCCGCCGCAGGAGCCCGGAGCGCGGACGUACCCCGCCGCCGCAGCCACCGCCUGCUCCCGGCCCCGCUGCCUCGCGCGUGGGUGAGGGCGCCGCCUGCUUCGAGCCUGAGCGCCGUGCUACAGGCCCUGGGGCGCGGCGCAGCGACUUCCUGCAGAAGACCGGCAGCAACUCCUUCACCGUCCACCCUCGGGGCCUGCACCGCAGCGCUGGCCCUCGCCCGCUCCCCAACGAGCCUGCAGCUCCCGAGUCCCAAGCCGGCGCUGCCAACGGCCUCGCGGGCUCUGCGCCGGGGCCGGGCGAGUGGAAGCCAAAGGUGGAGUCGGGGGAGGCCCCCGUCCACCCGCCCCCCAGCCCCGGGAUCCCCAGUGCCACUCCAGCCGCGUCCCUGGCCUUGCCCACAUCCAGCCCUUCCAGUGCCACUCCCAGCCAGCGCCAGUGGGUCUCCGCGGCCUCCAGCGCCAAUGACUCCUUUGAGAUACGGCCGGCCUCCAAGCCAGACAUGGAUAGGAUCCCUGCUGGGGACCUCCAGGCCCGGGCCCUGGCCAGCCUCCGUGUGAACUCGCGAAACUCCUUCCUGUUCAUCCCCAAGCGGAAAGACUCUGGGGCCCCUCCUCCUGAAGGGAGGCAGGGUAGGGGGCUGCCAGAGACAGAGGUUGGCUGGGCCUCCCAAAGCCUGGAGCUCGAAGCCCAGCUGGUGCCUGGGAGGGAUAGCGUGCCUGCCGGAGGGAGGAGCCCCUUGGGGGUGGAGGAGGGGGCCUCCCCCAGGACAGCUACUGCCCUCGUGGACCAAGCUGUUCGGCAGCAGCGGCUGUCCUCACCAUUCCUGUGUGCGCUGGCUGCUGCCGAAGCGAAGCCUGCCCAGGGCCUCGGGGUUCCCAGCUUGGCCAAGAACGGCAGGGAGCCUGGGAGCCCAGGGUUGCCUGUUACCUUCAUUGAUGAGGUGGACUCAGAGGAUGAGGUCCCCCAAGAAGCCAAACUGCACUGCUCCGGAGCUGGUGGGCCUCCUUGGUACCACCCGCACCCCGCUGGGCCUGGGCACCAGUCAGGGCGCCAGCACCGAGGUGGCAACACCUUCACUGUGGUGCCCAAGAGGAAGCCAGGGUCCCUGCAGACCAAUGGGGAGCUCAGGCCACAGGAGGCUGAGGAGGAGGAGGCAGGCAGCUUGUCAGAUCCCCCUGCCGCCCUGGGGCCCACACUGAAGAAGCGCUAUCCCACUGUGCAUGAGAUUGAGGUGAUUGGUGGCUACCUGGCUCUAGAGAAGUCCUGCCUCACCAAGGCUGGCUCCUCGAGAAAGAAGAUGAAGAUCUCCUUCAAUGACAAGCGCCUGCAGACCACGUUUGAGUACCCUCCUGAGAGCUCCCUGGUGCAGGAGGAGGAGGCUGAGGCCCAGGAGGGGGCAGAGGAGGCUGAGGAGGCCGAGGAGGCCGAGGAGACCGAGGAGGCGGAGUCCAGCUCAGAGGGGGUGGUGGAGAAGCCCUUUGCACUCUUCCUGCCCCGAGCCACUUUUGUGAACAGUGUGGGGCCUGAGAGCCCUCAUCUGCCGGAUGGCAGCUCAGGCCUGUCCAGCUACACUCCAAAGCACUCCAUGGCCUUCGGUAAAUGGCAGGGGCAGACGCUGGAGCAGGCUCCAAGUGAGGCGGAGCCCGCACCAAAGGAGGUCAUGCUCACCCCUGCCAGUCAGAACGACCUCUCAGACUUCCGCAGCGAGCCGGCUCUCUAUUUCUGACCGUGGCCCUGCCAGGAUGGCCAAGGCUGAGCCCUGGGAGCCGGGCAGUGCCCAGGAGCCCUGCCCCGUUCUGCAACCCCCUUCUGCCCUGCCAGGCUCUGCCCUGCCAUAUCCCACCCUCCC
Molecule: messenger RNA, 2379 nt
Organism: Odobenus rosmarus divergens (Pacific walrus)
Lineage: Eukaryota; Metazoa; Chordata; Mammalia; Carnivora; Odobenidae
Gene: TPRN
Product: taperin
Exons: 4
Coding region: 1-2256 (751 amino acids)
Biological process (GO): stereocilium maintenance; sensory perception of sound; auditory receptor cell stereocilium organization
Cellular component (GO): stereocilium base
Molecular function (GO): phosphatase binding
Source: RefSeq, a predicted model, not a curated record